Ipomoea triloba (trilobed morning glory) is the source of this 968-nucleotide messenger RNA. Its product is annotated as glutathione S-transferase U17-like. Lineage: Eukaryota; Viridiplantae; Streptophyta; Magnoliopsida; Solanales; Convolvulaceae. Gene Ontology annotation, cellular component: cytoplasm. The coding region runs from base 80 to 763 and encodes 227 amino acids. Gene Ontology annotation, molecular function: glutathione transferase activity. Gene Ontology annotation, biological process: glutathione metabolic process. The transcript is spliced from 2 exons. The record is from RefSeq and is a predicted model, not a curated record.
ACUCUUCAAGACUCAAUUGAAGCUUAGAAAAAUUUUAGCCCGCCCUUGUCUUCUUGCUUUGCUUAAUUCAUUCUCAGCCAUGGCGUCAGAGACUGUGAAGCUCUUGGGCUUAUGGGCGAGCCCAUUUGUGCUCCGCGCGUGCAUCGCCUUCAACAUCAAGUCUGUAGCUUACGAGUUCGUGGAGGAGAAUUUGGCGGCCAAGAGUGACCUUCUACUCAAAUCUAAUCCAGUUUACAAGAAAAUCCCUGUUAUCAUUCACGACCAAAAACCCGUUUGCGAGUCCCUCAUAAUUGUCCAGUACAUUGAUGAGGUCUGGACUUCCGGUCCGGCUAUCAUGCCUGCAGAUCCUUAUGACCGGGCUAUCCACCGCUUCUGGGCCACUUAUAUUGACGAUAAGUGGUACCCAAAACUGCGUACCAUAGCAGCUGCUGAGGAUGAGGAAGCCAGAAAGGCAGCCAUAGGCGAGGUUGAAGAAGGCUUGGGGGUUUUGGAGGGUGCCUUCCAAAGCUGCAGCAAAGGGAAGAACUUCUUUGGCGGAGACAAAAUAGGGUUCUUGGACAUUGCACUGGGAUGCUUAGUGGGAUGGAUAAGGGUCAUCGAGGCAUUUAACAGCAUUAACUUGCUGGAUGAAGCAAAGGUUCCUGGUUUGGCCAAUUGGGCACAAGAUUUCAUCGCUGAUGAUGCCGUGAAGGAUGUGAUGCCUUCAACUGAGAAACUAGCCGAGUUUGCAAAGACGCUCUUCACCCAUAUGAAACCCCAAUAAUCUUAAAAGACCCUUAAUUGAUUGCUUGAGAAUUGAGAUGUAUAGUAGUCUGCUACUCUGUUGCUCAUUCAACUAUGUAUCUUGAGAUCUCCUACUUAUUGUUCUGCUUCUGCAAAUUUGCUGCUUAGCAAAUCAACUUUAGGUCUUUAAAUUUUGAAUAUCAUAAUGUUAAAUAAGUCACACCUGUGUGAUACCAUUUUACCAA